Mucor mucedo is the source of this 478-nucleotide messenger RNA. RefSeq lists its product as uncharacterized. Lineage: Eukaryota; Fungi; Mucoromycota; Mucoromycetes; Mucorales; Mucoraceae. The coding region runs from base 1 to 411 and encodes 136 amino acids. The transcript has 2 exons. The record is from RefSeq and is a predicted model, not a curated record.
AUGAAUUCAAGGCACAAACGCGAUAGCAAAAUUUUUAAAAAAACAUCGCCUGUAGAAUUAGUCGAGGCAAAGAAGUCCCGCAACAGCAGUAAACCCUUUCAAAAAUUACCUACUGCCUUAUGCUUCUAUGUAUGGACACGUCAUAUUCAUAGCACACCUCACGAAGUUUAUCUACAUCAACUUACAACACAUCAGUUAAAAGUGAGAUUGGGCGCUAUUCUAUCACUACAUCCAGCCAAAAUAUCAGAAAUCUUAUGGAAGAGAAAGAAAUCCGAGGACGAUGUUGGUAAUGAUGUACUUGUACUAGUUGAAGAUACAUUUAUUGCAGAACAUAUUGCCGAUGGCGAAAUGAUGACUGUGGAUUUGGAAGUUAAGGCAGACGGAAAUUUUCGACUUGUACUUGAGUUUUAAAGACAGUGACACUUUUUUACACACACAUUCAUACACUAUGCUUUUUUUUUCACAUUUAUUUGUUUAC